AUGAUCCGCUUUCUUCUAAUCCAGAACAAGCUCGGACGCACCCGGCUUGCCAAGUACUUUGUUCACUACGAUGCAGAUCAGCGUCACCAGCUUGAAAAGGAGGUCCACCGUUUAGUCAUAGGCCGUAAUGUCAAACAGACCAACUUCAUUGAGUUUCGCUCUCACAAGAUAAUCUACAGGCGCUACGCUGGCCUCUACUUCACCAUCUGCUGUGAUCUCAACGAUAAUGAGCUUGCCAUGCUGGAGGCAAUACACUUGUUUGUCGAAACACUCAAUACCUACUUCGAAACUGUCUGCGAGCUCAAUCUGAUCUUUGACUUCCAUAAGGUGAACCUUAUUUGCGACGAGGUCUUUCUUGCUGGCGAGAUUCAGGAGACCAGUAAAGAAGUCAUCAUUAACCACGUCUCCCAGAUCGAUAAGUUUUGA
Giardia duodenalis is the source of this 426-nucleotide messenger RNA. Its product is annotated as AP2 sigma adaptin. Lineage: Eukaryota; Fornicata; Diplomonadida; Hexamitidae. Bases 1 to 426 code for a protein of 141 amino acids. Gene Ontology annotation, cellular component: AP-2 adaptor complex; membrane coat; intracellular membrane-bounded organelle. Gene Ontology annotation, molecular function: clathrin-cargo adaptor activity. Gene Ontology annotation, biological process: clathrin-dependent endocytosis; intracellular protein transport. The transcript has a single exon. The record is from RefSeq and is a predicted model, not a curated record.